UUUUUUUUUUUUUUUUCUUUCCCAAUUCGACCUUUUCCAAGCCAAAUCAACUGCGGCUUUCCCUCCCCGCUUUUCAACGCCCCCCCCCCAUUUCCAAGCAAAAACACCAACAACAAGCAACAAACAAAACAAAAAAUGGCGUGUCCCUUCCAACAUGGCAGCGUGCCUGCGACGCGAAUGCCGCUUGCUGCAGCGAUCGCGGUCACGACUUCCAGCGGCGCCGCGAGUGAGUCUGCCGGCACCAGCACCAGUGACGCUGCGUCGUCGGGCGAGCGCCAGCCAGUGUACUAUGGCGACUACCUGCGACUGGGGACGCUCCUGUCGCUGCAGCAGCCCGAGUCGACCCACGGCGGCACACGCAAGGCGGCCCACGACGAGCACCUCUUCAUUGUCAUCCACCAGGUGUACGAGCUCUGGUUUAAGCAAAUUCUGCACGAACUCGAGUCCAUCCGCGAAAUCUUCUCCACCGACCACAUCAAGGAGCGCGACAUGCUCACCAUCGUCAACCGUCUGGGCCGUGUCGUCGAGAUUGAAAAGAUCAUGGUCGACCAAAUCAACAUUCUCGAAACCAUGACUGCCCUUGACUUUAUGGAGUUCCGCGAUUACUUGGUUCCGGCUUCGGGUUUCCAGUCGAGCCAAUUCCGCGUCCUCGAAACCCUGCUCGGCCUCCGCCCAGAAAACCGCACCCGGUACUCCCAAGAGACAUACUGGAAUGCCUUCUCGGACGAUGAUGCUGGCAAGCUGCGCGAGGCCGAGGGCAAGCGAUCCUUCCUCGAGCUGAUGGAGCGAUGGCUCGAGCGCACGCCUGGCCUUCACCCCGACGAAUUCGACUUUUGGAGCAAGUACAAGGCCGCCGUCAACGACAUUCUUGCGGCCAAUCGAGCGCAGGUCGAUCACGCCGAACUGACGCCCGAGACCCGCCAGGCUGUGCUGGCCGAGUGCGACAAGAACGAACUCAGCUUCCAGUCUGUCUUCGAUCCCGCCAAGCAUGCCGAGCUGCGCGAGAAGGGCGAGCGACGACUCUCGCACAAAGCGAUGCAAGGCGCCAUCAUGAUUUUCUUGUACCGCGAUGAGCCCCGCUUCCACCUCCCCUUCAAGAUGCUCAACUUGCUGAUGGACGUGGACGCCUUCUUCUCCAAGUGGCGAUAUCAGCACGUCAUGAUGGUGCACCGCAUGAUUGGUAACAAGCUUGGCACCGGCGGCUCGUCUGGCUACCAGUACUUGCGAUCGACGAUUAGCGACAAGUACCGCAUCUUUAUCGAUCUGUUCAACAUCUCCACCUACCUGAUUCCGCGCUCCAAGACGCCGCCGCUGUCCGAGUCGAUGGCGCGCAAGCUGAAUGUGUUUAUGGAAUGAUUGGAGUUUGUUUGUUUGUUUUGUUGUUGCUAUUCUCUGACGUUGCCAAACGCCAAUAAAACGCAUUGAAUUUGA
Molecule: messenger RNA, 1431 nt
Organism: Capsaspora owczarzaki ATCC 30864
Lineage: Eukaryota; Filasterea; Ministeriida; Capsasporidae
Product: tryptophan oxygenase
Exons: 5
Coding region: 136-1356 (406 amino acids)
Molecular function (GO): L-tryptophan 2,3-dioxygenase activity; metal ion binding; heme binding
Source: RefSeq, a predicted model, not a curated record